CUGGAUGACGAUGAAGAAGAACCAUCUUUGACUGCGUCACAACAUACGUCGCGUUAUGGGCCCGAGCUGUCUAUGCGUCGUUUGUGCAACGCGAUAAAAGGUGGGAUUAGCUUGACGAAACCCUAGGCAAUACGAGUAUCCAGUACACAGUGAAGGUGGCUAAUUACUACGCGAUGAGAAUUGCUAUCGUGAACGGACCGACGACUGCGCAGCGUACCUGCUCGGAAUUUCAACGAAACAGACGAGAUUGCCAUUUAUCGCCGCGGAAUUAUCGCUGCUGGUUUGCAUAUCGAGCGACCGUCUCUCUCGAAAUCAACUUGUUUGCAUAUUGAUUGCUUCUCACCUCGGAGGGCGUCCGCGACGCCGAUGCAUCGCGUUGUCGGAGCGAUCGGCAAGCCUUAUCGAGGUGCACGAAUCAAAGUCGCAUGUCGGCGACUGACAGGUGAGCUUUUGAUUCCGCGAAUAGAGGCUAUCGCGCGCAUCGGUCGGCCGGGCUCGCGAAUCGAUCUUGAUAAUACGGCGAGGAAUGCGUUAUUCGAUUAAAGCGCACGGUCGAGCGCGAGAAAAUCAAUGUCGAUUGGUUCUCGUUAAAUAAUUAUAAAGCGAAGCCGACAAACGGGCGCACACGCGGCCGGCAAUAUGUUCUACGGCGAGCGGUGGGGACGACUCGGAUAAAUAGCGGCGGUGCAAGAUCACGCCGCUCACAACUUCAUCUCCCACGCUCGACAAAGGGUAACUAUUGCUUGCCAACCUAAUUUUCACGCUACGCGCUCUCUCUUGCUUUUCCAUACAGCACUGCGACCUCGAGUAACUUUUGACGGGCGCUAUUGUCGGACUAAUUGAACGUGACUGCGCCGAGUCGAGAAUGGAGGAGCGAGCCCUCUUGGCCACUCGCUCGACUGAUGGUUUCAUCGAGAAAGGCUGCGUCUUUAACGUAUAUGCGUGAAAAUGGCUUGUUUCAGAGACGAAAUGCUGGGGAAAUUGGCGUUCGUCGGGCUGCUAGCCCUUGCCGUGGCCGAAAAAGUCUCGUUCGAGAACUACCAGGUAUUCCGAGUGAUACCUUCAUCGGCCGAGCAGCUGGAAGUUCUGAAGCAGCUGGAGGAGCAGAACGAGGGCUACUCGUUCUGGAGCGGACCGAGCGAGCUGUUCCGGGCGGCGGACGUGAUGGUGGCCCCGGGCCAGCUGAGCGACUUCGUCGGACUGAUGGACGAGCUGGACAUGCGCUACGAGAGCUACGUGUCGAACGUGCAGCGGCUGAUCGACGAGGAGAACCCGCUGACCCGCGAGGCCGGCUUUGGCUGGAACCGCUACCACACUCUCGACGAGAUCUACGAGUGGCUGGACUCGAUGGCCGCCCAGUACCCGGACAAGGUGCAGGUAGUGGUGGGCGGCAAGAGCUACCAGGGCCGCCAGAUCAAGGGCGUGAAGCUGAGCUUCGGCGAGGGCAAGCCGGCCGUGCUGGUCGAGGGCGGCAUCCACGCCCGCGAGUGGAUCUCGCCCGCCACCGUCACCUACCUGCUCAACGAGCUGCUCACCAGCCAGGAGCCUAGCGUGCGCGAGCUCGCCGAGGCCCACGACUGGUACAUGUUCCCCAGCUUCAACCCCGAUGGAUACGUCUACACGCACACCACCAACCGCUUGUGGCGCAAGACCCUGUCCAAGAGCGGCCUGUUCUGCCAGGGAGCCGACGCCAACCGCAACUGGGGCUACAAGUGGAUGAGCGGUGGCGCGAGUAGCAACCCCUGCUCCGAGACCUACGCCGGAAGAGCUCCUUUCUCCGAGAUCGAGACCAGAAGCAUGUCCGAGUACAUCAAGGGCAUCGAGCGCCUCUUCGCCUACAUCUCCUUCCACAGCUACUCCCAGCUGCUGCUUUUCCCCUACGGCCACACCAAGGAGCACCUCGACAACUACGACGAAUCCUACGCCAUGGGUCUCAAAGCCAUCAGUGCCCUCGCGGAGCGUUACGGCACCAAGUACUCCCACGGAAAUAUCGCCGAGGCUAUCUACGUCGCCAGCGGAAGCUCGAUGGACUGGGCCAAGGCCACUCUCAAUGUGCCCGUUUCUUUCACUUACGAGUUGAGGGACACCGGCCGGCACGGCUUCGUCCUGCCCGCGGAUCAAAUCAUUCCCAACGGCCAGGAGGUCGUGGACUCCCUCGUCGCCAUGUUCAAGGAGGCCAUCAGGUUCGGCUACCCCAAACCAGAGUCCGAUUAAUAAUCGGCCUUUGCGCGCGUGCGCUCGCCUCCUCUCGCGUCCGACACAAUCAAACCUUUCCCAAUAAAACCGCGUUCAAACUGUGCAACGCUCUGGCCUGCUUGCAUUUAUUACCGUAUCCAGAGUAUCCAAAUGUCACACGACGACCC
Molecule: messenger RNA, 2363 nt
Organism: Phymastichus coffea
Lineage: Eukaryota; Metazoa; Arthropoda; Insecta; Hymenoptera; Eulophidae
Product: zinc carboxypeptidase-like
Exons: 6
Coding region: 949-2214 (421 amino acids)
Biological process (GO): proteolysis
Molecular function (GO): zinc ion binding; metallocarboxypeptidase activity
Source: RefSeq, a predicted model, not a curated record